Molecule: messenger RNA, 1200 nt
Organism: Salvia hispanica
Lineage: Eukaryota; Viridiplantae; Streptophyta; Magnoliopsida; Lamiales; Lamiaceae
Gene: ZEU1
Product: P-loop containing nucleoside triphosphate hydrolases superfamily protein
Biological process (GO): dTTP biosynthetic process; dUDP biosynthetic process; dTDP biosynthetic process
Cellular component (GO): cytoplasm; mitochondrion; cytosol
Molecular function (GO): dTMP kinase activity; ATP binding; nucleoside diphosphate kinase activity
Source: RefSeq, a predicted model, not a curated record
UAAUUCAGUUUUCAUUUCAUUCGCCCAUUUUCGAAGCUCUGGUUUGAAGUAGCUGCGUUGAGCAAAUUUCCGAUAGUUGAUUGCAAGGAAUUGUAACUUACGCUCCGAUCACUGAAUUUGGAACAGCUGCUGUAGCUCCACAAUUCGAUUUUCUGAAACUGCAGCGUCUUUCGUCUCUAGCUUCAGGGUUUUCACGAUAGGACAUGACAAAUGCUUGCCAUUUCAACUUGUUUAAGGCUAUAGGUUUGGCAAGAGGAGCAUCAGUGCGACAAUCACUAAGUUCUUGUGGCACUACUGUGUAUUUGUCUAAGUGCUCGUUAAGAAAGAUUCACAUGGAAGGCAGUAAAAAGAGUGACUCAAGAGGUGCAUUAAUUGUUCUAGAAGGUCUGGAUCGUUGUGGAAAGACCUCGCAGUGCAGUAGAUUGCUAUCUUCCCUGGAAAAGUCAGGUCAUGCAGUUGAAUCAUGGAGAUUUCCUGAUAGAAACACGGGCGUUGGACAAAUGAUAUCAUCUUAUCUAGCCAACGAUUCUCAUUUGGACGAUCGUGCAAUCCAUCUACUCUUCAGUGCAAAUCGCUGGGAGAAGAGAUCGCUGAUGAAGUCAAAGCUCAGGAGUGGAACCACACUUAUUGUUGAUCGUUAUUCUUUUUCUGGGGUUGCUUUCUCAUCUGCCAAAGGACUUGAUAUGGAGUGGUGCAAGGCUCCAGAGAUAGGAUUGCUAGCUCCAGACCUAGUUGUAUACCUUGAAAUAUCACCAGAGCAAGCUGCUGAAAGAGGAGGCUAUGGAGGUGAGAGGUAUGAGAAGCUCGAGUUUCAGAAAAGAGUGGCUGAAUCAUACAAGACACUUCGUGAUGCCACAUGGAAGAUCAUCGAUGCUACCCUCCCAAUCGAAGAUGUUGAGAAACAACUGAGAGAGAUUGUGAUGGAAUGUGUACUGGCAUGCGGAGAAGGGAAGCCUCUCUCAGAGCUGUGGCCAAAAUAGAUGUUUAUGCAGUUUUGUGGAGUUGAAUUUAUAUAACAUAUAGGCUUGGAUUUUGGCUUGAAUGUAUGAUUACUUGAUAUCACUCUGUUUUAUUUUUACACAAGUAUAUCAUUAGUUUAAUGUAACACAAAAGAUUAUCUUGAGUGUAUGUGAUGGUUAUUAUGAGUGUGAUUUUACAUUCCUAAUGAAGGAUAAUUCAAGAAAAUCAGAUUUAUCUUUU